AUGGCGGCCAUCACUUCCAUUGCCAGCCAUGAGAGCGACGGCUUCAUCAACGCAACAGUAACUUUCCGAGUUCGAGUUGACACCUGUUUCGGAGAGCACGUGUCGGUGGUGGGGAACGGGUCGUCUCUGGGCGCCUGGAAACCCAGCGGGGGCGUGCCCCUCCGCACGCACGAGGAGGCGUAUCCGAUCUGGUUUGCCACCAUCCAAAUGCCCUUGGACACGAGCAAGCAGCUGGACGCCCUGUACGAGUACAAGUUCAUCAUCCACCGCUGCGGCGGUGGCGUCGAGUGGGAGCCGGGCUCCAAUCGCCUCCUCCCUCUGAAGCUGGACGCGGAGAGCAUGACCCUGUCGAGCCUCAAGCCGCAGAUCGCCUGCUUCGGCCAGCCCCGGGCUGCAGGGCAACCUGUGCUGUCGCAGGUGCUGAGCCUUAGCACCAUCAGCACCCUGGGCACCUGUAUGGCAGACGGCGAGACGGAGCCUGAGGAGGACAACCAGGAUGACCUGGAGCUCAUGUCGCGGUGCUCCUCCCUGGCCACUUUGCCCCUCUUCGAGUUGGAGGCCGUGCGCCUCCGGGAGCUUGAGGCCUAUGACGCAACUCUGGGCACCAGCCCCGCCGGCGGUGACUCCACGGAGACGGAGGCGCCCGACACGGACUCGGCGCCGCCCAGUCCGGUGCAGGAGCUCUCUGUUGUGGACUCCUGCCUAGUUCCGGAGGUGCCGGAGACGCAAACGGCCUUCGAGGUGCCAAAACCCGCGGCCAUGGCAGCUGUCGAGCCGGAGAUGCCGGUGGAGCCGGAGAUGCCGGUGGAGCCGGAGAUGCAGGCGACGAUGGUCGAGGAAAAGGUUUCUCAGGCUAAGACGCCCACGUUCUGCCUUCAGUCGGGGGCGCAUCGCCUGUCCAAGCCGUCAGGCCGCUGCGAGGACGCCUUCUUUUACAGCCGCCAGGCGGCGGGAGUGGCGGACGGCGUGGGGCAGAUGGAGCAGUUCGCGGAGUACGGGGUGGACGCGGCCGCCUACUCGGACGACCUCAUGUGCCUGGCUGCACGGGAGGUCCACCGCCUGGCGCCGGGGGAGUCCCGCGCCGCGGCCGCCCUCGCGGCCGCGGAGGUGGGGGCCAGGACCUACGGCGCCAGCACCGCGCUGGUCUUGUCCUUGGAGGGCGAGGCCGUGCAUGUUGCCAACCUGGGCGACAGUGGCUUCAUGCACCUGCGGCUCCGAGCCUGGGGCAUGGAGAUCUUGCAGACCUCCCGCGAGCAGACCCACGGAUGGAACUGCCCGUAUCAGUUCACGCGUGUUCCCGAGGCAUUGUUCAAAGACAGCGGCAUCUCCUUCGACUCUGCCGCAGAUUGCGAGAAGUACGAGCUCCAGGUAGAGACAGGCGCUAGCGCGGAAGGGUGUGUUUUUCUCCUUGUCUUCUCAAUGUCCGAGUUUGGCUUCAAAUAA
Molecule: messenger RNA, 1443 nt
Organism: Effrenium voratum
Lineage: Eukaryota; Dinophyceae; Suessiales; Symbiodiniaceae
Source: the annotation of a GenBank genome assembly